Guillardia theta CCMP2712 is the source of this 855-nucleotide messenger RNA. RefSeq lists its product as hypothetical. The transcript has a single exon. Bases 1 to 855 code for a protein of 284 amino acids. The record is from RefSeq and is a predicted model, not a curated record. Lineage: Eukaryota; Cryptophyceae; Pyrenomonadales; Geminigeraceae.
AUGCUGGAGGAGGAUGAAAGUGCGGCGAGCAUGGGCUUGAAGACAUGGAAGAAGAACAGGUCUAGACGAGAGAAGAUCAAGCUGAAAUACUACCUGGCUGGCGGCUCAUGUCGGUUCAUGUUCGAGACGCCCGCAUCAUUGGUGAAAGAGAGGCUGGAUGAAGCUUUGAGUUUCUGUUCAAACCUAGAAGUCGUCUUCAGUGGCAUCGUGGGCGACUCAUCACCGCAGGCGGUAAACCACUUGAUUGCGUGCUUCAAGUACAACGGGGAAUCGAACUGGAUGCCUGUGAGCAAGUAUGUCGCGACGAAGCUUGCAGAAGCGGCAGAACUAGACACGCUGAAGAGGCUGUUCUCAAAGUACGGGGCAAGCAAUCCGACUACAAGGGGCCAUCUUUUCGAGCUUUUCUCUUUCAAGAAGAUAGAGUGCGGGCUGAGCCUGAGGUAUCGGGGAUCUCAAGAGGUCAGGCAAUGGGAGGGAUGUCCAGUCAUCACCUUUGAUGCAAAGGGAGGCAUGCAAACGCUUCCUGCAGAGAGAACUUGCUUGAAGCCCGUCAACCCCCUUCAAGGAGGCUACGACGCUAUCAUAGUAGAGCCUCGCGGGAAGUUAGUAGAGUUUGUGCAGGUGACAGAGGCAGACGUCCACUCUUUCAAGCUGGCUUUCUUCGCAGAGGCUCUCACGGGGCUAGGCAUCCCAGCAGCUGGAUGGAAGGUGAGGGUGGUGUUCAUGGUGCCGCAAGACAGGCUCGAGAGCUUUCGGAUAGGCAAAAUCAAGGGCUGCGGUGCGCUGGAGAAGUACGGAUGGAAGGGAGGGCAGGAAGAAAGGCAGGCAGAGGUAGCGGGUAUGGAUAUCGCGUGA